AUGGCUGGACAAGUUUUUAGGAAGUCUCGUCUGCUCCCUGACAGAGUAUUGGCUGAAAGGAGUGUUGUGGUAACUGUAGCCAAAGGUGGCAUUAUGCUUCCAGAAACGACACAAGGAAAAGUGUUGCAGGCAACGAUCGUGGUUGUGGGAUCAGGCAUGAAAGAAAAGAGUGAAGAGAUUCAGCCUGUCAGUGUGAAAGUUGGAGACAAAGUUCUUCUCCUAGAAUAUGGAGGCACCAAAGCAGUUCUAGACGACAAGGAUUAUUUCCUAUUUAGAGAUGGUGAUAUUCUUAGAAAGUAUGUCAACUGA
Rattus norvegicus (Norway rat) is the source of this 309-nucleotide messenger RNA. Lineage: Eukaryota; Metazoa; Chordata; Mammalia; Rodentia; Muridae. The record is from RefSeq and is a predicted model, not a curated record.